This is a messenger RNA of Aspergillus wentii DTO 134E9, 2994 nucleotides long. RefSeq names its product armadillo repeat protein. Gene Ontology annotation, molecular function: protein binding. The coding region runs from base 1 to 2994 and encodes 997 amino acids. The transcript is spliced from 3 exons. The record is from RefSeq and is a predicted model, not a curated record. Lineage: Eukaryota; Fungi; Ascomycota; Eurotiomycetes; Eurotiales; Aspergillaceae. Gene Ontology annotation, biological process: proteasome-mediated ubiquitin-dependent protein catabolic process. Gene Ontology annotation, cellular component: GID complex.
AUGACGCGCGCCUCAGCGCCUCCACUUCUCCUCCAACUCCAGAGCGCAGAAUCUAUAUCAUCUAAAGUCGCUACUCUUCGAGCUUUGAAAAACGAGACUAUUGGUCAUGAUCAGCGCAAGGAGGCCUGGAUUGGAUGGGGCAUCGUCCCCAUCCUGGCCGAGAUUCUUGCUUCGAGACCAUCGUGUGGGGGCUCCGAGCUGAAUGGAGGAGCCAAACCCCAGAAAUCAUCCACCACUAGGUCAGAGGAAGAUGAGGCUUGUAUGCAGGCAAUUACUAUCCUCGGUAGUUUAGCACAAGGCGGUGCGGCCUUUCUCUCUCCAAUCCUGUCCAGCGGCAUUCUCUCGAUACUGCUCUCCAUUCUCUCGUCAUCCGAUUGUUCUUCAUUUUUCUGUCUCCCUAUCCUCCGAACCCUCAACACCAUCGCCGAUCGACUACCACUGCAAAGCCAACCCCAAGGGCCUCAGGAUGCGCGCCUCGCCGAAUUAUUGUUUUCCAAAGAGCAUGUUGGGUGUUUAGCACGGAUUAUUGGGCAAGACUACAACUCCUACAAAGUACAAGCUUCAAUUGAACUUGCUGCAUCUCUCAUCGGGAAACUUUGCAAGGAGGAUGCCCACAAGGCGCUUCUUGCCGACUGCGGAGUUCUGGAUGCCUUGGCAAUAAAAGUGGCUUCCUUCGUGGUCUCCCAGGGCUUUGUUUUGCCGGGUGCGGAGGAGCAUGUGCAGGAACCCGGUGGUCUGGGCGCACUGCCAUCUCCCGCCCCUCCUAGGGCUAAGCUGGCACCAAUCCUCCGCGCAGUUACCGUAAUAAUCGAGCAUUCCAAAUGGCGGGGGGAACACUUCCUUUCGUCACCAGGAAUUGUUACCGUAUUCCCCAAACAGCUGCCCGAAUUUGCACCGGCCGACAUCAAACGAGGUCCUUGGGGCUCAACAUACCUGUCUGGAUCUGCGGUGCCACGCCACCUCGGUGCAAGUCCAGUCGAGUAUCUACUGCCAUCAGUUCCAUUAUCGCAACUAAAGACCUCUGCGAGCGCGACCAAUUUUCCGCCUCUGGGUCCUCAGGGAACUCACCGCCGCCACAGCCAACCCUUCCCCACCCCUCUUUCGCUAUUCGAUUCGUCGGGUGCCGAUGAUGAUGAAAACGCCAUCGUGCCAUGGUUGCUAUACAUUCUCCGUGAAGAGACCGGCAUGGUCCGCUUGAUGGCAGCCCGCCUCGUUACCGUCCUGUUCCGCCUGGGUCUUGCCAAGAAGCACAGGGUGUCGAUGCUAGGUUACCUGGUGAUUCCAAUUCUCAUUAGGAUGCUCGAUAAGGACUAUGAAAUUCUAGGUGAAGAAAUUGUCGAGUUUGGUGGGCUACCCCCUUUGACUGAUUGUCUACGGGAGGAGGCACCAGCGGUACUUGCCACUUUGGUGAUUGAUGAUCAAGAAUUACAGAAACAUGCGGUGGAGGGGGGUGCGAUCAAACGGCUUUCUCAGCUUCUCAAGGAGUCAUACAACCCUUUACAGGAGAGUACAAAGGCGAUGUGGCAUGCAGAUAGUGAUGAGGAAAAUAGCCACGAGCCCAAAAAGCAGCAGCCAGAGUGUCAGCUCGGCCCCCCAGGAUACUCGCCUACUCACUGCCAUGUCAUGCGAUACCGAGAAAAGAUUCUCAAAGCCCUCGCAGCUUUGAUUCCUUUUAAGGAUGAUUAUCGAAAGGCAGUUUGCGAGAAUGGUGUUGUGCCUUAUAUUAUAGACUCGCUCAAGCCAUGCUCGGCUGAUGCACCAACCGACACAUCGAAUCCGAAAAAUACCGUUGCGGAUGGCAAUCCGACACCAACUUUACUGGCUGCGUGUGGAGCUGCGCGUAUGCUUACUAGAUCUGUCAGCGUUUUGAGAACCAGUUUGAUCGAUGCCGGCGUUGCGACACCCUUGUUCGUCUUGAUUCAAUACCCAGAUAUCGAGGUGCAGAUCGCUGCAACCUCGGUAAUAUGCAAUCUCGCUUUGGAUUUUAGCCCCAUGAGGGAGGCGAUCAUCUCGGCCGAGAUUCUCCCCAUCCUAUGCGAGCAUGCACAUUCAUCCAACACUAAGCUUCGGAUUGAAUCUCUUUGGGCACUGAAGCAUGUGACUUACAACUCAACCAAUGAUAUCAAGUUCAGGAUCGUCGACUCUUUGGGACCUGGGUGGAUCAAGCAAAUCAUCAUGCAGGAUCCGACGACCGCCUUGGCCAGGAGAGGUGUGAAUGAAGAGACGGACACUAGCACCGCGGUUGGAAUGGGUCGAGCUAAUUCGGCGGGCGAACGAGUCGACCUUUUAAACCCGGUUGAAGACUCCCAGGAGCUAGAUGAAGAUUCCAAAAUGACCGACAGCAUGCCAUCGUCCAAGGUGAGUCUGGAAAUGUUCCUUCCAGACACAACCCGGCGGCGCAAGCUGGCUCUGAAUGGCGAUUUGGAUCAGACUACUCAGGCUCGACAAGACGAUAUCGCCGUGCAGGAACAGAUUUUUGACUUGCUCCGAAACAUCAUCUGCGGGCCAGGCUCCUCAGAGAUGGUGGAUUACCUUUUUAAGGAGAUCGGGGAGGAUGAUAUUUUGGAGGCAUUAGCGGAUAAAUUGCGUCCCCGGACCAUUCACCUUCCCCAUCGGCGGGACUCACCCUCUGGCCGCGCACUUCACGCGCCGACGGAGAUUUUGAUUGCUGUCACUUUUGUCAUUAUUCAUCUGGCGGCCAGUCUCCCGCGGUAUCGACAACUGCUAAUGGCCCAUCGGGAUCUUCUAUGCUCCCUCAUGGGCUACUUCAACCACAGUCAUCGCGACGUGCGGGUCAACUGCGUCUGGGUCGUAAUAAACCUCACAUAUGCUGACAGCCAAAGCGACAAAGAGGCCUGCCGCGAGCGGGCGAUGAAGCUGCGGUCAAUUGGGGUGUUGGAUCGGCUGAGCAGUCUGGAGGACGAUCCGGACCUUGAUGUGCGAGAGCGAAAGAGAACAGCAGAGUUUCAGAUUACAAAUUUGUGCGGUGCAUAG